AUGAACGCGGUCCCCAUCCGUCAAGAUGCAACCGAUGAAGAGAAGGAAGAAGCCACGAAGAGAGCUGAAGAGCAAUGGGAGAAGAUGGGCCGCACGGCCUCCUGGGGAUGUGCCUGGUACAAACGCUGGUUCGACCUCGCAUGCACGGCUGUAGAGAAGAAGCAGCGGCUGAAGGCAGUCUUCUUUCCCCGCCAGGUGGGCUACGGCAUCCCGAGCAUGGAGGACCUCUCCGACCUUGAGGUGGACCUCUGGGACGGGGAUCCCCGGCCCGACUUUUCGGAUUCGGUUGGAUGUGGCGGCUCGCAGAAGUCUGAGCUGGCAACGGCGAACCUCAUGCAGAAACAAAGUCCGGGAUGGGACUACGAGGAGGUGGAUGUCACAGCAUUUCUCAAGGAUCAGUUUCCGCCGGGCGCCCAAGUGGAUGCUUUGCAUGAGACCGAAGCUGACUCCAGAUGGCGCAAGGGCAUCGUGGUGAAACAGAUGGAAAAAGUGACAAAAACCGAGUCCGGUGAGGAGUCCACGGAGUUUUUCUGGCAGAUCAAGUCUGACGACGACUCUGGUGGAUCGGCUGGAAGAGUUGUGGUGGUCCCGAGAACGACGAAGGAAAUGUUUGAGGAGUUCAAGGUGAAGUUUGACAAGAGCCGGCUAUUCGAGCUCUACGAGGAUAGCCUCCUGGGGUUGAAGGAGUUGACGGAGCAUCAGCAGGUGAAGCUGAAAGAGAUGGAGGGCCUCGACGACGUUCAUCUCUCUGCCCCGGCGGGUGCGGAAAGAAAGAAUCACAGCGAGCCAGAGCUGGUGCAAAGCAGGAUCCAGCAGAUGCUUUCCAGAAUCACUCUGUUGCACAGCCCCUACAAACACUUCCAGCUGCCCUCUCUGGAGGGUGAUCGCAUACUCCGAUGUGUGGCCGGACCCGAAGCGGAAAAGUGUGACAUGGUGGUCUACGAUGAAAGCCACCACAUCUUCUGUCUUCCGCCGGAAGAAAUGAGCUCGACACUACUCCCAAGCCUAUCGGCAGAACGCCGGCUGCUUCUGUCAGAUGAGUCGCAGUCUGCUUCGGUGAGCCAGACCUUCGGACGGUGCAGCCACGUUCCCUGCCUGAAUAGGUUUCAGCUGAACACGCAGCGAGAUGCCGCAGCGAGCUCCCUGGGCUCGGACGGACCGCCAUUGAAGACCUUCCUCUUCGACCCAGCAGCUCAGCCGUUCUUGCAGACGUUCCCAGAUGUCAGCUUGCAUGGGCGUGUCGCCCUCCUCGUUCCACACUCCGACGUCUGCAAGAAGAUAAAGCCUGUCUUGCAGAAAGACUUGCAACUGGGCUGCGUGAGGAGCCGGGAGUUCCCACAUCGCUCCCUGCGCCUCGUGAGCUUCGAGGAAUCCCUGAGAUGCUUGCCGGAGCGCCUGCUCGGCCGAAGCAAGCAGGCUCAGCAGGAGAAUAUUGUCCUCGAUACGGUGGAGAAUGCAGAUGGCUUGGAGGUGAAAGGAGGUUGGCUGGAAUUUUUGGGCAUGGUGAAAUUCUCUGAAUCUGCUGAUGAAUGCCUUGAAGACAAGGAGUCUGUCCAGAACAUCCAAGCAGCCGCGGCCAAAGCGCAUGAAGAAGCUUUGCAGAUCGUCGAGGCCCCAAAUGCUAGCAGUGCCGACGUCGACAAGAGUGCUCAAUCGGAUGACAGCACACUGAAGCUGAUGCACGAGAAGCUGAUGCACGUCUGGGAUACCAGUGGCAACACCAUGUCAAAGCCCGACAGUUUGCUCUUCAACCCGUUUUUCUCGGCAGACAAGGGCCGGACGGUGGACGAGCUUUUCACAGGCUUGAGCACCAAGGAGCACGGCGGCGAGGAGCUUCGCCGGGCCGACUUUGACAGACUGUUCAGCCAGACCUGCCGGAGUGGCAGCUACAGCUGCCCGCUGUGGCUUGCCUUCGAUACCAAUGCCGAUGAUCGCAUUUCCCGCCAGGAGUUCGGGAAGAAGAUGGCGGAGUUGGAUGGUUUCAGCAAGGAAUUGCUGGAUCAGGCGGCGCGGAGGAAGGCGGCGCUGGAAGCGAAGAGGCUUGAGCUGCAACAGGAGGCCGAGGCAAAGGAAAACGCCGAAGCAGCCGCCCUCAAGGCCCAAAACGUUUCGUGCUUGGUGCUGCCGCCCAUGACGGCAUUGCGAGAGACUUUGCUCUUGAGCCUCAAGGAAGAAGCCGCUAUUGCCGAGUCGGCGGAAAUCGACCCCAGCUACCAUGGGCACAUCCGGGAUGACGCGACAACUUGCUGGAUUUCCUUCCCGGGAAAGUAUGAGUUUCACCUUGACUCGGUGGCCUGUGUCUUCCUCUGCUCCCCAGCCGACGGCCUGGGAAAGCACGCGGAUGAUCCCCAGAAUCCGGGGAAGUGCUACUGCGCACGGAUAUAUGGCGAGCGCGACUUCAGGGCGUUCGGCUACCUCUCAGUCCUGAAGGCACCGUACACGGACGACAGGAUCAAGAAGCACUGGGAGAAAGCCGCUGCAAUGAACGCGGUCCCCAUCCGUCAAGAUGCAACCGAUGAAGAGAAGGAAGCAGCCACGAAGAGAGCUGAAGAGCAAUGGGAGAAGAUGGGCCGCACAGCCUCCUGGGGAUGUGCCUGGUACAAACGCUGGUUCGACCUCGCAUGCACGGCUGUGGAGAAGAAGCAGCGGCUGAAGGCAGUCUUCUUUCCCCGUCAGAAAGCCGAGCUUGCAACAGCGAAUCUCAUGCAGAAGCAGCACUCCGGAUGGCACUAUGAGGAGGUGGAUGUCACGGCAUUUCUCAAAGAUGAGUUUCCACCGGGCGCCCAAGUGGAUGCUUUGCAUGAGACCGAAGCUGACUCCCGAUGGCGCAAGGGCAUCGUGGUGAAACAGAUGGAAAAAGUGACAAAAACCGAGUCCGGUGAGGAGUCCACGGAGUUUUUCUGGCAGAUCAAGUCUGACGACGACUCUGGUGAAAUGUUUGAGGCCAGCCAAGUCCGACACCUCAACGUGGCGGUUGAGCAGCUGCUGCACCGGAACGUGCUGGAGCCGGCGUUGCGCCGAUGCCUGGCCGACAUUGCCCUGCGCCAUCCCACCGCCUGCCGCCUCCGCAGCGGCACCCCGGCGCUGAGCAUCGUCAUUCAGAUUCCCAACGUCGAGGCGCUGCUCGCACUGAGAGAUCGCGUCUUGAGCGGCGAGUUCGAUCGCAGCGUCAACGAAGGCUUGGCCCAGGGGUCACCAGAGUUCAAGGUCAAGUUCGACAAGGGCCGGCUCUUCGAGCUCUACGAGGAUAGCCUCCUGGGAUUGACGGAGUUGACCGAGCAUCAGCAGGUGAAGCUGAAAGAGAUGGAGGGCCUCGACGACGUUCAUCUCUCUGCCCCGGCGGGUGCGGGAAAGACCUUCGUUGCGGUGCAGCACGUGCUCGAGCAUCUCAACACCCAUCCCUCAGCCCGGCUUCUCUACGUCGCUCCCUCCGAAAGCCUCGGCCUCCACUUCAUUCGCUGGCUCUCCAUGCGACUUGCAUCGCGAACCUCGGCGCACAGACAUCACAGCGAGCCAGAGCUGGUGCAAAGCAGGAUCCAGCAGGUGCUCUCCAGAAUCACUUUGCUGCACAGCCCCUUCAAACACUUCCAGCUGCCCUCUCUGGACGGUGAUCACAUACUCCGACGUGUGGCCGAACCCGGUGCAGAACAGUGUGACAUGGUUGUCUACGAUGAAAGCCACCACAUCUUCUCUCUUCCGCCUGAAGAGAUGAGCUCGACGCUCCUCCCAAGCCUAUCGGCAAAGCGCCGACUGCUUCUGUCAGAUGAGUCGCAGUCGGCUUCGGUCAGCCAGACAUAUCCCGACAUGGCCAGGGUGAAACUUUCCGAGGUGGUCCGCAGCACUAAGCGCAUUGUCGCAGGUGCAGCCACGUUUCAGCUGAACACGCAGGGAGAAGACGAUGCGAGUUCUUUGGGCUCCGACGGACCGCCCCUGAAGACCUUCCUCUUCGACCCAGUGGGAGAGGACCUGCCGAAGGCGUAUGCAAAGCAGAUCAUCAAAGCACUCUGGCAUGUGGCAAAGACGUUCCCUGAUAUCAGCUUUCAUGGGCGUGUCGCCCUCCUCGUUCCAGACUCCGACAUCUGCAAGAGGAUCAAGCGAGUCUUAGAGAAAGACUUGAGCCGGGAGUUCCCGCAUCGCUCCCUGCGCCUCGUCACCUUCGAGGAGUCCCUGAGCUGCCUGCCGGAGCGCCUGCUCGGAAGAAGCAAGCAGGCACAGCAGGAGAACAUUGUUCUCGAUACCGUGGAUAAUGCAGAUGGCUUGGAGCAGCUUGUGGUCGUUUGUGUUGGGCUGGAUGCUCCUAUUCAGCGCCACCUGGAAGACUUACAGACACGCUCACGGCUCUAUAGAGGCUUAACGAGAGCACAGCUCUUGGCCAUCGUGGUCAAUGAAAGGGUGCAGGGAGGUUGGCUGGAGUUUUUAGGCAUGGUGACGUUCUCUGAAUCGUCUGAUGAAGCGGUUGCAGAGAAGGAGUCUGUCCAGAGUAUCCAAAAGGCCGCUGCCAAAGUGCAUGCAGCAGCCUUGCAGACCGUGGUGGAGAGCCUUGAGGAGACUUAUGAUGCUGUCGCAGAGGGCGAUGACAACAACUUUUUGGACGAGUUUCUGGACGAGCCGAUGCCAGCGACCUCGACUGUCUGGGACACCAGCGGCAACACCAUGUCAAAGCCGACGGCUUUGCUCUUCAACCCGUUUUUCUCCGCAGACGAGGCUAAAUGCGCGCGUCUGCAAGCGCUCCACUCCCUGCCACAGGUUCCGAUUGCCAUGUUCUCUGCGCAAUGGAAUGCAAGAAACAAGGGCACCGAAAGGCUUUUUCGAGAUGUGCGCGAGCUGCUCCGUGGACGUUGCGUCAGAAUUCUCGUGGUAGAUACAGAUGCCCCUGACUUCGGUGCGGUGACCCUCAGAUAUUUCCAGAUGCUGAAGGCGAAAAGAGGCGUGAUGCUCGCAGUCUGCACAGCAGACUACGGAGAGAUGGCCGCUCCUUACUCUACCAACGCCGAGCUGACUUUUGCCCUCCAGCAUCAUAUAGAGAUCCUACCGCUGAAGGUCGAAGAGAUCUACCCGCCCCAGCCGCCGUCUGGCCCCGACCACCCUUUCGACAAGCAUGGGCUUGCCGAACGCCUCAUCAGGAAGGCAAUGCCGCCAAGCAAGGUGUACCUCGACUGCUGUGGCAAGACGAAGGACGGCCCUGACCAAAUCGCGGAUGAAAUUGAGUCUGCGUUGAGGGACAGAAAGGCCGAGGCAAACAUUCAAGAGGUCCCAUCUUGUGCUGUCGACGGACAGACGGCCGUGGCUGAUGCGCAGACAGAAGCCGCCAUUGCCGAGUCGGCGGAAAUCGACCCCAGCUACCAUGGGCACAUCCGGGAUGAGGCCGGACGAGCCGGGCUCUGGGGCUUGGGUUCGCAGGGUGCAGGACGGCCACAUGCGAAGUCGUGCAACACCUUCUUUGGUUACGGGCUGCACCUUCCCGGAAGCUGGGAAGCUCUCGUGAAGGAGCGCGUGGUUCAGACGGUGCUAAGCGUGGUUCACGGGUUCUGCCGCUAUCGGACAAAGGAGUUUCACCUCGACUCGGUGGCUUGCGUCUUCCUCUGCUCCCCAGCGGACGGCCUGGGAAAGCACGCGGAUGAUCCCCAGAAUCCGGGGAAGUGCUACUGCGCACGGAUAUAUGGCGAGCGCGACUUCAGGGCGUUCGGCUACCUCUCAGUCCUGAAGGCACCGUACACGGACGAUAGGAUCAAGAAGCACUGGGAGAAAGCCGCUGCAAUGAACGCGGUCCCCAUCCGUCAAGAUGCAACCGAUGAAGAGAAGGAAGCAGCCACGAAGAGAGCUGAAGAGCAAUGGGAGAAGAUGGGCCGCACGGCCUCCUGGGGAUGUGCCUGGUACAAACGCUGGUUCGACCUGGUAUGCACGGCCGUCGAGAAGAAGCAGCGGCUGAAGGCAGUCUUCUUUCCCGGCCAGGUGGGUUACGGAAUUCCCAGCAUGGAGGACCUUUCCGACUGCGAGGUGGACCUCUGGGACGGGGAGACGCAGAGGCCCCUCUCCGAGAAGAAGCUGUACCUACACCAUCUUCAGCGGCACGGGACCCUUUGUAGAAGACUGUCCUUCGUCUUCGACACCCCCAACGGAACAGCCGAGGUCGGAUGUGGCGGCUCGCAGAAAUCCGAGCUGGCAACCGCGAACCUCAUGCAGAAGCAACAGCCUGGAUGGGACUACGAGGAGGUGGAUGUCACGGCUUUUCUCAAAAAUGAGUAUCCGCUGGGUGCCCAAGUGGAUGCUCUGCAUGAGACCGAAGCUGACUCCAGAUGGCGCAAGGGCAUCGUGGUAAAGCAGAUGGAAAGAGUGACUAAAGCCGUGUCCGGCGAUGAGUCCACGGAGUUUGUCUGGCAGAUCAAGUGUGACGACGACUCCGGAGAAAUCUUUGAGGCCGGCGAAGUCCGACACCUCAACGUGGCGGUUGAGCAGCUGUUGCACCGGGACAUCCUGGAGCCGGCUUUGCGCCAAUGCCUCGCGGACGUUGAACUGCGCCCUCCCACCGCCUGCCGCCUCCGCAGCGGCACCCCGGCGCUGAGCAUCGGCAUUCAGAUUCCCCACAUCGAGGCGCUCCUGGCACUGAGAGAUCGGGUCUUGAGCGGCGACUUCGAUCGGAGCGUCAACGCAGGCCUGGCGCGCGGAGCUCCGGAGUUCAAGGUCAAGUUCGACAGGAGCCGGCUCUUCGAGCUCUACGAGGAUAGCCUCCUGGGCUUGAAGGAGCUGACCGAGCAUCAGCAGGUGAAGCUGAAAGAGAUGGAGGGCCUCGACGACGUUCAUCUCUCUGCCCCGGCGGGUGCGGGAAAGACUUUCGUUGCGGUGCAGCACGUGCUCGAGCAUCUCAACACCCAUCCCUCAGCCCGUCUGCUCUACGUCGCUCCCUCCGGAAACCUUGGCCUUCACUUCAUUCGCUGGCUUUCGAUGCGACUCGCAUCGCGAACCUCGGCGGAGAAACAAGGGACAAAGGUUUUGUUGCGCGUUUCUCCAAGACUCCAAGACAGCCUAGGAAAGCAUCACAGCGAGCCGGGUCUCGUGCAAAGCCGGAUUCAGCAGGUGCUCUCCAGAAUCACUUUGCUGCACAGCCCCUUCAAACACUUCCAGCUGCCCUCCCUGGACGGUGAUCGCAUACUCCGACGUGUGGCCGAACCCGGCGCAGAAAAGUGUGACAUGGUUGUCUACGAUGAAAGUCAUCACAUCUUCUCUCUUCCGCCUGAAGGACCGCCCCUGAAGACCUUCCUCUUCGACCCAGCAGCUCGGACAUUCCCUGACGUCAGCUUGCAUGGGCGUGUCGCCCUCCUCGUUCCAGACUCCGACAUCUGCAAGAGGAGCCGGGAGUUCCCGCAUCGCUCCCUGCGCCUCGUGAGCUUCGAGGCAAAGCAGGAGAAUAUCGUUCUCGACACCGUGGACAAUGCAGAUGGCUUGGAGCAGCUUGUGGUCGUUUGUGUUGGGCUGGAUGCUCCUAUUCAGCGCCACCUGGAAGACUUACAGACACGCUCACGGCUCUAUAGAGGCUUAACGCGAGCACAGCUCUUGGCCAUCGUGGUCAAUGAAAGGGUGCAGGGAGGUUGGCUGGAAUUUUUAGGCAUUGUGACAUUCUCUGAAUCCUCUGACGAAGCGCUUUCAGAGAAGGAGUCUGUCCAGCGUAUCCAAAAGGCUGCUGCCAAAGUGUAUGAAGAAGCCUUGCCCAUAGAGGAGAGCCAUGCGGAGACUCAUGGUGCCCCAGCGGGUACCAGUGCAGACGCAGGUGCAUCCCAAACAGUUUCCCAAACAGUUGGCGAUGACAAAGCAUUCGUCGAGAGUGCUCAGCCGGACGACAGCACACAGCGGCCGAUGCACGAGACCUCGACAGCCUUUGGGUUGCUUUCAGCAGCGAACGAGGGCCUUGUUGGUACAGGUUUUCUAAGAGGCACCCGGUCAACAACGGGAACCGUCAUGGUGAGUUAUUGGCAGGGUUGCACUGAGAUUCCACGUCUGACGCUGCCUGUGCUUGUUGUGCUGUCUAGUCAGAAAGCCAUGGCAGCCGAGGUCUGGGAUACCACUGGCAACACCAUGUCAAAGCCGACUAGCUUGCUCUUCAACCCCUUCUUCUUCACAGAUGAGGCUGGUCUGGUUGGGGCUAUUGCAGUGGACUUCUAUCUAACAGGAACUCAGCACAGUUCUCUUGCCGAAAUGCAGCAGCCACCAGUGGACAUACCUGCCGGCACGGGCGCCCGCACCGGGAUGUUCUCUAUGAGAUUCGAUGGUGGAGAGACGGAGAUUAAAUUCCGUCGAGUAUACCGGCUGCUAAAGCAACGGAACUACCCGGUGCUACUGGCAGAUGCCCAAGCCAUGACACUGUCCCACCUGAAUCGGCUCGCAGCGAGCAAGGGUGUGCUGCUCGCCGUGUGCUCGGCAGAUUAUGGCGAAAUGGAGAAGCCAGGGAAGUUUGAACCGAGCAAACCUGUCGGAGAAUUGACCGUCAACGAGUUCCUAAAGGAGACCAAUCUUCAGAGCAAGCGCUGUUCGUAUGAGGAGCUCCAGUUCGCUUGGGGCCGGAAUAUCGAGGUUUUCCCCCUUAGGCUUCGUGACGACUGGCCCCCAAGGGCCGCCUUCGGCCCAGAUCACCCCUACGACAAGGACGGCAAGGCCGAUGCACUCCUUGCCGCAACAAUUCCAGGCAGCAAGGUUUAUGUGGAGUGUCGGGGGGAGUCUGAGAACUGGAUCGCUGCCCAGAUCGCGAAGAAGCUGCGUCGCCGUUGA
This is a messenger RNA of Symbiodinium sp. CCMP2456, 8760 nucleotides long. NCBI's taxonomy places the organism in Eukaryota, Dinophyceae, Suessiales, Symbiodiniaceae. The record is from the annotation of a GenBank genome assembly.